This is a messenger RNA of Bombina bombina (fire-bellied toad), 1280 nucleotides long. It is a transcript of the gene SCGN, whose product is annotated as secretagogin, EF-hand calcium binding protein. Lineage: Eukaryota; Metazoa; Chordata; Amphibia; Anura; Bombinatoridae. Gene Ontology annotation, cellular component: cytosol; nucleus; synapse. The coding region runs from base 48 to 863 and encodes 271 amino acids. The transcript is spliced from 11 exons. Gene Ontology annotation, molecular function: calcium ion binding. Gene Ontology annotation, biological process: regulation of long-term synaptic potentiation; regulation of presynaptic cytosolic calcium ion concentration. The record is from RefSeq and is a predicted model, not a curated record.
UGCCAGCUACACACAAUCUCUGCUGCUCAGAAAAAUCAUUCAGCACCAUGGACAGCAGUUUUCUCAAACUCGAUGCUGCAGAAUUUCUUGAAAUUUGGUUACGUUUUGAUUCUGAUGACAAUGGUUACAUUGAAGGCAAAGAGCUAGAUGAUUUCUUUAUGCAUCUGCUUAAGAAACUUGGCACUAAUGCAAUUACUACAGAAAAGGUUCAGAGGGUGAAGGACCGAUUUAUGUCUGCAUAUGAUGUCACUGCUGAUGGUCGGCUACAAAUACAAGAGCUUGCGAACAUGAUCCUGCCAGAAGAUGAGAACUUUCUCUUGCUUUUUAGAAGGGAAACUCCUUUGGACAACAGUGUGGAGUUCAUGCGGAUUUGGCGAAAAUAUGAUGAAGAUAGCAGUGGAUUUAUUUCUGCUGUAGAGCUCAGGAAUUUCCUGCAAGACCUCUUCUCACAACAUAAAAAACAGAUCUCAUCUGAUAAACUGGAGGAAUAUACUGAUACAAUGAUGAAACUUUUUGACAAGAAUAAAGAUGGGCGUCUGGAUCUGAAUGACUUAGCAAAGAUUUUGGCACUUGAAGAAAACUUUCUUCUACAGUUUAAAAUGGAUGCAAGUAGUCAAGACGAAAGAAAAAGAGACUUUGAAACAAUUUUUGCACACUAUGAUGUUAGCAAAACAGGAGAACUAGAAGGCCCAGAAGUAGAUGGAUUUGUUAAAGAUAUGAUGGAGCUUGUGAAGCCUAGCAUCAGUGGUGUGGAUCUUGAUAAAUUUCGAAAGAUUCUACUUAACCAUUGUGAUGUAAACAAAGAUGGAAAAAUCCAGAAGUCUGAACUUGCUUUGUGUCUUGGCCUCAAAGUAAACUUAUGAGGCUGCAUAGAAUCCACUUAUCAGUCCUUCUUUCUUCACGUGUCAGAAAACACUGGCAAAAGUGUAUCUUGCUCUUCUCACAAUCCUUGUCACAGUCGUGAUCGUGGAAGUUCGGAGCAUCAAAAUGUAAAAUAAUAUGCAUGAACAGUGCAAGAGUUAUUGGAAUGCAUGACAGACCUUUGAUAAAUGAAAAAGUAUACGUAAAUAUUUCUUGUGUUACUGCUUUAUCUGCAAAUUAAUACUGCUUGAGCUGCCACUGUUUUAUUCAUAGUAGUAGGAAGAAUCAACAUUGUUUAUAAUUGUAUUAAUUAUUGUGUUUUAUUUUUAGAUUGUUCUAGUUAGAUUAUUAUUUGUGUAAAUCUGUAUAAGUUAUUGUUAAUUGUGGAAUAAUAAAAUUUUAUGUUUUGGAAAAUAUAA